Molecule: messenger RNA, 626 nt
Organism: Hibiscus syriacus
Lineage: Eukaryota; Viridiplantae; Streptophyta; Magnoliopsida; Malvales; Malvaceae
Product: probable WRKY transcription factor 75
Exons: 2
Coding region: 87-593 (168 amino acids)
Biological process (GO): regulation of DNA-templated transcription
Molecular function (GO): sequence-specific DNA binding; DNA-binding transcription factor activity
Source: RefSeq, a predicted model, not a curated record
AUCCGAUCAUUUUUCUUUUCCAAUAGACUCUCUUUGAUCCUUCUUCUUCUUUACACAUAUAUAAGCAGUGCUGCCUUUUACUACACAUGGAGAAAUAUCAAAUGUUCUUUCCUAUGUCAGCCUCAGCAGCAGCAGCAGCAGAUCAGUCUUUACCAUUAAACAUGGCGCCUAAUUCUCAAGUUUUCAACAAUUUUAAUGGGAAUUCCAUCGAUGGGUUCUCGGGUUUUAAGACCGAAGACUUGAUGAAGAAACCAGAAGAUCAUAGGGAAUUUGUAAAAUCAGGUCAGAAAAUGGAAAAGAAGAUAAAGAAGCCUAGAUAUGCUUUCCAAACAAGGAGCCAAGUUGAUAUACUCGACGAUGGAUAUCGUUGGAGGAAAUAUGGCCAAAAAGCUGUUAAGAACAACAAAUUCCCAAGAAGUUAUUAUCGAUGCACGCAUGAAGGAUGCAAUGUAAAGAAGCAAGUCCAACGUCUAACCAAAGAUGAAAAUGUGGUAGUCACCACUUACGAAGGAAUGCACACUCAUCCUAUACAGAAGCCAACCGACAAUUUUGAACAUAUCUUGAGCCAAAUGCAAAUUUAUACACCCUUUUAAAACCCCUCAUCAUCAUCAUCACUAUCACUAUCC